CUCGGAAGGCCGGACUGCACAUCUCAUCCCACCAACUAUGCUCCCUGCGACUCUCAAACUGUGCUGUGGCAUUUCUCAUCAACCUCUCCGCAGCCUGACAGAUCUUCAGCGACCUGCUAUUGGCGCAUUUGGAAAAGAAAUGUCAAAAAUCAUCUUGAACAAAACCAACAACUGUUUACCUCACUCCUUGCAGAAACUUCUAUUUAUGAAACUAGGAAAUAAUGCCAAUCCCGACCUUGAAAAGACUGCCAUGCUAUCCAGCAGAGAUAAGUUCUAUUUAAAUCAAAUUGAGGAAACACUUCACAAAGCAAUGUCAAUGCUGCAACAGGAAGGCUGGCAGGCUGAACAGAAAAAUGGAGAUUGGAUUCUCAGUAAAGCAUUCCCAAAGAUAGGAAAAGUAUUUCGUGUAGAAGCUGUAAUUGAUUCACCACCUGAACACAUCUACACUCAGCUAUUUGAAGAACUUGAACACAUGGACCAGUGGAACCCAAACAUCAGCAAAGUACAGAUCCUUCAAAGAAUUGGAAAGAACACACUACUCACAAGAGAAGUGACAGCACAGAUCCCGGUACAUAUGGUCAGCCAGAGAGACUUUGUCAGUGUGCAGCAUUGCUGCAGGUCAGGAUCCUCUUUAUACCUCAUUGGAACUGCAGCUCAUUCACACUUAAUGCCGCCACAAAAAGGAAUAAUUAGGGCAGAAGCUGAACUCACCUGUAUUAUUUUACGGCCCCUUGAAGGUGACAGGAGGAAAACACACUUCACUUGGCUUCUAAGUUUAGAUCUCAAGGGCUGGAUACCUCAAUCAGUUACAGAGCGGGUCUUGUCCCAGUCCCAGGCUGAUUUUAUCUCACAUUUGAGGAGACACCUGUCUUCAGUAGAGAAGAUCUGAGUUGCACCCUAUUUUAUUAUAUGUAUAAUGUUAAUGUGAAAAAAAGGAAUUAUGAAGGUUAGCUAAUAUAGGUGUAAUGCAUAUCACAAUGUAGCUAGCUUCAGACCUAGUUUUAUUGUUGGGAAAUAUUGCAGAUUUGC
Molecule: messenger RNA, 1029 nt
Organism: Nanorana parkeri
Lineage: Eukaryota; Metazoa; Chordata; Amphibia; Anura; Dicroglossidae
Product: steroidogenic acute regulatory protein, mitochondrial-like
Exons: 7
Coding region: 38-889 (283 amino acids)
Biological process (GO): regulation of steroid biosynthetic process; steroid biosynthetic process; intracellular cholesterol transport
Cellular component (GO): mitochondrial intermembrane space; mitochondrion
Molecular function (GO): cholesterol binding; cholesterol transfer activity
Source: RefSeq, a predicted model, not a curated record